CUGGUACGAGGUUUUUCAAUCACAUCAGUGCUGUUUAUAGUUUCAGAGGCAAACCAAUCGUGCCCAGCAGGAUUUACCGGAAGUAAUUGCUCUACCGGUACGUAUUUCAUAGAUUUUCUUAUUUCCAGGGGUUUCUGACGCUUUUAACGGGGUGGUAGCUUUGACGAUUGACGGUUAUUUUUUUUUUCCAAUUGUGACGUUUGACGGUUAAAUUUUAGACCUUUUGACGGUUGACUGUUAUUAAGUAGAAAUUUAAUCCAAGAGUUUAAGUGAGCGUUAAUUUCUGUUUUAAUUAAUAUUAACUGUUGUGUUUUAGAAGUUGACUUGGCCUUUCACUUUUAAAAUUUAGAAAUAUUUUCAGAUGUAAGCAAGUUGUAAGGUCAUGUAAUGUCUUGAGAGAGAGUUUUUGAGAACAUGGAAACUGGUUUUUCCAGCUAAAAAGCUCUUCAGGGGCCAGACGUUCGUGAAGAUCAGCUGAAAUAGUGGGAUUUGGGAUACCUUGAAAUUCUUGGACGGUUAAUAUUAAUGUACAUUUUAAACGGUUGACGGUAAAAAAAUUAUCUUUUCGACGACUGACGAUUACAUUGAGACCCUCGUUUGUUAAUUAAUUAUUGACCUUUCCAAAAAUCGCUUUCAAAUGCCAUGUGGCAGUUUGGUUUGGCCACCGACUGACCACACCUCCUUGAAGGAGUCGACGACUCUCCUAUUGUCUGGACAAGAGGAAUGGGCGAACUUAAACGAGAACGUAAAUUACCACCACUGAUGGUGGCAUAACAUAACCCCCCAAACUAAGAUCAUGAGAUCAUGAAUGCAUUAGGGGGUGGGGGGGGGGAGGUAUGAGAGGAGAAUUGUUGAUUGUGAUAUUUCAGUAUCAUAUUAGUAGUUAUGUCCAGGAAGCUUGUACAUCAUUCGACAUAUUUCAGUCUGUUCUAUUGUUUUACAGACAUUAACGACUGUAUUGGUGUUAGUUGUUCAGGCAAUGGAAACUGUAGUGACCGUGUAGAUGGCUACAUUUGUUUCUGUAACAGUGGCUUUUUCGGAAUCAACUGUGAAGUGGGUAAGGCGAGUCACCUCAUCCAAUAGUCUCAUUAGGUUAUCUUAGAAAACCUUUUAAUCUUAAACUAUUUUCAUAACAUUAACCUAUUCCUAGACAUACAUAAUAGUGAUACAAUCUUACUUGGGCCAUCCACAAACAAUGCCUAUAUGUACUACCCCCUCCCUUUUCUCCUUUCUCCCCCACUCCAUUCGACCCCUGUGACACAGGCUACUCAGUCCGUGGGCAUGUAUAAGAUUGCCACAGCGAAUACGCAGGGUUCUAGGUUUUUAGGCCCUAUUAUUGCGGAGUACCCAAAGAGAAUAUAAAGUAUGUUUUUUAUUACAGAUGCAAGGCUUGUAAAGACGAGAUGUUCAUACAAGCACUGAGACACAAGACUGGUACUAUGUUUCAGUUAAAAACAGCCUGCAUCAUUUUACUUUUGCAGAGUGCUGUCUGUACCCGACACCGCUAAUUAAUUGUAGAAACGAUCCCUGCUCACCCCCCACCUCCACCCCGAAAAGUACUCUCCCUGGUUUCAACAGUAAACAAACUGUCCUUAAAGCUCUAACAAUAAGUACUAGAUAAAUUUGACAUUGUUAGCUAUUAAGCCUUAACAAGCUAACCUUUUUCUGUACAGGUGCUGAUACGUGUUCACCUAAUCCUUGUAAAAAUAAUGGGACUUGUAUCAAACAAGGAAUUUCCUUUACAUGCAACUGCGUCUCAGCCUACGAAGGAACAAGAUGUGAAUCAAGUAAGCCCAGUUAAAGCAACAAUUCCAGCUAAUGUCAUUUAAUAUGAAUCUUACUCACGCUACCUUCAUAUAUCAACUCGAAAUUAAGUAAGUCUUUACAAAUUGAUUACUUAAUGACAACGAAUUGCCUUGCCUAUAAAAUUGCCUUGAUUCUCGGUAACAUUUUCAGUAUAGGAGCUCUCGUUGCCUUUGAUUCUUUAUUCAAAAUAAUAACUAAAAAAUAAUUUGCUCAGUUUCGCGUCAUACAGUUCCUCACAUCAGGGCCAAAAAAGUACCAAAUAAGUUUAAUGCAGUACCUUCAGCUUGUCAGUAAUAUGUUCUCUGUUUUCUGAAGUUCAUCGCCAAGGCAUUUAUUGGAGCAAGCUAAUUGUCUUGUUGUGUUUCCCAUUUUCAGAGAAGCCACCAAUCACGUUUUCAGUAACAACCAAGCUGAGAAACAGACAGUAUAUCUCCGACCUUGCCGAUUUAACCAAACCUAACACGCGUGCUCUCAUCUUAGAGCUCACCAAUAUAUUCCAGCCUUUCUUCAUGAAGAUGUUCCCUGACUUUCUUGCAAUCAGUUUCCUUGGAUUUUCCUCAGGAAGUUUAGUGACAAACUUUGACGUAACAUUUGAGGCAACAUCGAAUGUUUCAAGCAGCAAUAUUAUUCAGGCACUCACAACGGCCAACAACUCUAGAGACCUGCAGUUUCUAAUUUUCGAGGAGAUUACAGUUAUGUCUGUAGGAAACAUGAAUACGCCCUCAGAAACCCCGACAGGUUUGUUCUGACUCUUCGUCGCUGUUGAGCUGUACUCGACACUUAAUAAACAACUGUCACUUGCUGAUACUAAAUCGCUUGCACUAUCAUUUCAGUUGAGACUGGUGCAAGUGAAUUUUAAAAGGGAUAAUUGAUUCCUCAACAAACAGUUGGACCCAACACAGAUACAAGGGGAGUCGUUUUAGCUGGAACAGGGCCAAAAGACAGCAUUAAAGCAUUCUUUUUUAAAAUUUGAGGGCUUGUCUGUAUGGCCUUGCCUCCUGUGAUAAAAAUAUCCUAAAAAUCUUUAAUUUAGUUUUAUCGUACAUUGUAUGAUUUUUUUACUUAAUUAACGUUUAAGAACUUUCGCUCACAAUCAUUAAAACACGGGCAGCGUUUGUCGGGUCAUGAAAAGCCGAAGUAAAUAAGAAAUACCAUAAGUGGAUGUGAAGAGAGGAAGACAGGGAAAAAAUUAUAAAUUGCAAAAUAUAUUCAUCGAUGAUUGCGACAAAGUAUCGUUAUGACAUGGUUGCUAUAGGAGAACUGUGGUCAUCUCUCCCGGGAAUCGACCUGCUAGUGACGUGGAACGAUGAGAGACCGCUGUAUUCUUAGGCCAGACUGAUAACUGUUGUAUUGAAGGAGUUUUUUCUUUUUUAACAGAUUCAUCUUCACAGCUGGCGACGUGGGAAAUCAUUUUGAUUAUUACUGGAGUGGUUCUCUUUAUCAUUCUUGUGAUUCUUGUUAUUUUCCUUGUGAGUAUACAUAAAAGUAUUACUGAGCAAUAUUUCGUUAUUAACCACCUUUUGGCAUUACACUCUCAAGGUUUUCUACCAGUUACCAGAGGAAAAUUAUGGUGUGCCUGUGCAGAAGAAGUGAUACCCCCACCUUGAGGCGUGUAACACCUGCGAGACCCUUCUUGUCCAAAUGCUGUGAGACCAGAUUCCCUUCUCCCAUUCUUAGCGGCUAUCCACAUGAUACCGGAAUGACUUCAAUUCGGAACGAGCUCAUUCCAUCUCCAUAUAUUUAUCUGUUUGUUACAUGAUACCGAAACAACAUUUCGUUCCCGUACAAGUCAUUUCGGAAUAGGUUCAUUCCGGCUUUCAAAAGGUUCGCUUCGGAUUGAAAAUCACAAUUGUGUCUGGGGCCAGUGGCGCAUGAGUAUCUGAUCUGAAGCGAAAACCACGCGGGCGAGAACGCUUUAAGCUAGCCCCACGAUUUUAUCAUGUGAAUGCAAUACGAACUUCAUCAAGCAACGAAACUCAUUCCGAAAUGAAAGUCAGAAAUCACGUAAACAGGAUUCACUGUCGUAAAAAAGUUAAUGAGUCCAGUGUUGUUUAGAUCCAGCUGCAUAAUUUUCAAUUUUACCCAAUUUUCCUCUUGCAGGUGUUAUACAGAAGAAAAGUUUACACCCACAAGGAGACGGUACCUGGUCAUAGUGACUGGGAAAAAAAUUCAAGCAUUAAAAAACGUGAAGUGUAAUUGCCAUCGAGCUGCGAUAUAUAUUAAUUAAUCAAAGCAUGUUACUUGCUUUUACCGAUCACUUGGAUUUUUUUCACGUUAAUCUUUAUCGUUUUCUAUUAAAGGCGACGUAAAAUUUGUGUUACUAUAGAGAAUUACGAGUGGUGAAAAGGACCAUUGAAAUGACUACUACUCAAAAAGUGAUCUAAAAUUGUAAAAAACACGAAACCAUGAAAACGAUAUUCUUUUAAAAAACAAAAUUCAAAAUGGAAUAACACGAACUCGAUAAUACAUGUAUGAUACCAGAGUAAUAAAAGAGAUUUCAGAUUCACAAGCUGGGGAAUUAAAAGCAGGUUUCAACGGUAUCGUGUAAACACCUCCUGUCCAACAGGAAUCAGUCGAAAGGCGCUCUUCGUUCGGUAUUGUUUUAACCUGAAAGUGUUUACCCGGUGUUUUACCAGUUAAAACUGUUGCGUGGUUUUGGUAAGUGCGCAUGAAACUAAACCAACAUAUUAAACAUCUAAGUAAAGUUGGUAAACUUACAUGGACUUUGAUAAUAAAGUUCUUGUCUAGUAAUUGUUGUUUCUUUCAAAAACAAGUUAACGAACCCCCUUCAGAACCUGGCUACAAUGUGUAAAAAAUGUUUUUUAAGACCCCACACAUUUCACUAACCCUUUCACCCCAGAUGCUUUGGAUCGCCAAGUAAUGGGAUCAAUUGAAGUUUCUGGGUAACUGACCACCUACCCCUCCCUUAAGUUACAAUUUUUCAAUAACUGAGAAGUGAGUUUUAAUGUUGACUUAGGUGAGGGGUAAGUGGUCAAUUAGAGAAAAACUUCAAUUGCACAAUUUCUAUCAGCGAAAACUCAGCAUUUCAAAGAGCUAACCGAUAAUUUUACAAUGUACAGUGAACCUCCUUAAACAAAGGCAGACGGUCAUUUUAGAUUAGGAUGAACCUUAAAGAAAUAAAAUGUAAUCAGUAGAAAAUGAUCUCAUAUACAAAUUCCUUGGCUUGUAAGUGCAACGCCCCUCAGAAGGAUACAUAGUAGACUUUUUAGUUUCUCACACAGUGAUGCACUUUUGUGUUAAUUGCUGCGGUCAUUGGUUAAUUUGAAGCCUACUGCUAGAAUUCUCUGAGUUGGACACAUAAUUGGCGAAAAAGAACAAACAACCUAAUGCAGUUUUAAACAUGAGGCUUAGCCAAAGAAGGGUCGAAUCCUUACAUUUUUACAAAAACUGCUGUGUUAGCUGAUAGAACAUCUCUUCACAGUGAUUUCUUACAGCAGUAGAUUCGUAGUCAUUUUGUCCGCCCUGUUAUCUCGCACACUUAAUUGGAAAAAAGGCACCCCGUGACCUCUUAGGAGACUAAGUCUCUAAGCAAGACACACCAUGGUCAUUAUAUGAAACACCAGCAGGGGACCAUUUUCAUUACUGUUGAGCUUUUUCCAAGCUUAAAUCACAAACAUAUCUGCUCCCGGCUAUUUCUCUUUACCUCAGAGUAACGUAUGAAAUAUAACGCCGAGAAAAGUAAUUUUUCGAAACUAAGGACUCGGCUAAUGUGAAAUUGUUUACACUUCAUGUAAAUACCUUUGUUAACAUUAACCCAUCAGAGCUGUAUGUGCACAGUUUGAAGGAUACUGUAAUAUUAUAAUAAUAAAUACAGAAUACUUGACCGUUGGAUUCCUUGAUCUGCUUUCUCAAGCUAAGUGGACAUGAUCUUUCGCGUGGACAAACCUUUAGACACUGACUAUGCUGAAAUUUUUAUUUAAUUUGCAUAACCAGUCACUGGUUAGUGAAAAAGAGGACUAUGUUACUUGAACAUACCCUCUAACAUUGUGAGAAUUAUGUGUAAUUUUAAUUUUGUCUUAUUUUAUUAUCUGAUUAUCGAGUACACCAAUUGCGUGCUUAUUUCCACUUUUCAUGCACUUGCUCACUGCACUUUAAUUUAUAGCCAUACCACGACAUUAUUUACUGUUUGUUUCAAAUAGGCAAGACAAAAGAACAGUAAGACUGGCAGGUGUGGCUUAUCUGUCUCUUGGCCACAAAUGACGCAAACGAACAUUUCCAUGAAAUAAUAGUGGAAAAAAAAAACCUACAGUGAGAGCGAAAGUAACCUUUGGCCUUAGACAUUACACAGUUUUCCCAGACCCAAAAAUUCCAGGGAACGUAUUACUAAGCUUUUUAUUUAAUAUUUUAUCUAGAAUGUUUUGUAUUGUUUGUUGAUCGUGAGAAUGUCUUUGUACCUUUGACACAUUAACACAAUGCUGUUAUUAAGCUAUCAAAUCGUUCAACCAAGAAGAAAAAUAAAACAUAAGCCCUUUCGCAAAAACAACUUAACUAUAUCAUCUGAUGAAACGUAAUAAAUUCGUUAGAAGAAUCCAAAAGCUACUGAAAAGGUGAGUCUAGUUUUAUUUUUCAUAGACAUUUUUUUAUCCCCAUAAAGAAUGUAUAGGUCUAUGCUUUUUAAAUUAAACAAUUGCAGUACCUAAAGACACUAGUUAAGUAAAAUUUAAAACGAAAUUAGCUACUUUCUGCUUGAAAUUGUCAUAGCAUUACCACAAGAGUGUGUUCCACAAAGAAAAGAUGCUUUUGUGAUUCCAGUAUCCCUGAUAAGAUGUAGGCUCUCAGUGUUCUUUUUGUCCUAUAGUUGUUACCAACUCAAGAUUGUUUCUCUUGAGAAAAGUAUGAUAUUGAAAAAAAAUACAAUAAAAGAAAAAAGGUAAGAAGAGUACAUCAAUUAAAAACAAAUUGUGUGCGCAAAGCCUUUUGUCCAAAAGUUUUGAGUUCAGUUUAGUCUUGAGCUGCCUUGCUUUGCGAGAUGUUUUUCAAGUCUGUGACCGAAUCUGCUAAAAUGAUACUUGAUGCAGUUUGAUAAUUCAUUGACAACUGGGGUUGCGUAUUUUUCUCGGGUUUUCUAAGCUCUUCGUAAUUCUCAAAAAUACUCCUUCUAGAAUUGUUAUAUGUCAUAGCAUUGAUGCCUCACCUGCGUAGCCAACAAAUGAGCAAAAACAACAAAAAACUAUUUGAUUAUUAUUAAGCCUUUUUUAUAAUGCGUUUGUCAAUUUUUUUUUUGCUCUGUUUUUCUAAGAGGAAAAUUACCCGCGCAAACUGAAUAGUUGAAUAAACGUCUUGAAGGGAUUUAAAACGCGUUUAUAAUUAGGAAUUAAGUUGUCAUUGGUGAUGGCCCUUUGUUCACAUUGUUUCUAAAAACAGAUGUUUCUCGAAACUUCGUCGGACUCAUUAACUUUAAAAUUGUAAUUUUUAAGUUUACAAUGCAAACACUAUAUAAUUAACCCCUAUACGUCAAAAAAAGCAGAAAAAUACCUUGACGUAAACGUAAAUACGUAAUUCAUAGAAAAUGAUUUUUUAAUAAUUAAACACUCUAUAUUUUAGUAUUAGCAGUCAUUUUACCUUUCUACAUCAUUCAAUUUGCCAAGUAAAACACUGAUAAGUAAGUUUAUACAUUGCUAGGUCAAUCCGGUUACCUCCGUUGUUAAAUGACCAUUCUUACCUUAAUAACAUACACUUUACUAUGUUUUCACUUAAAGGGUUCCAGUGCAACAAACCUACAAAGGCAAUUUCCUAAACAAAUAUCACUGAUAGACAUCCAGGGGACAUGGACUUGAAAAUACCCUAUCUGGUUCAUUUUUUGGGGUUAGUUCUUCUGCUGGUCAUGUUGAAAGGUAAAAACACUCAAUCCAUUCAAGUAUCACGAACCACCUACUUCAAGUUUGAUCCUAAACUUUUAAGGUUGGAAAAAGGGGUGGUAUGUCAUGUAAGUUCAAAAACAGAGCCAACCUAACACAAAGCAGUGCUUUUGUGAAGUGCCCCUAACAAUUAGGCAGAGGGAGAUAAUGCCUGGAAUCAAACAACAUAGUAGAACUGAAAAAUGAAUAGUCUUUGAGAGAAAGAGGCUCUUAUGAAUUUCUGAAGGAAAGAGAUGGAAUAAGCACAAAAAAUUGGAGAGUACCGAUAAGGAAAGACCAUACAUGAAGUCGUUAAUAACCGUUUUCUUUUUUACAGUGUCUACGGGUGAUCAGCCUUGUUCGACUGGGUUUACAGGAAAAAACUGCUCUGUUAGUAAGUAUUUUGAUAUCUAAGUUUGCAAAGAAAAGAAAACAAAAAAAGGUGAAUAUAGCAAAAAAGGGUCUCGAUUUGGAGCUUGCCCGACUUUCUGCAUUUGCAAAUAAGGAUUGUUAUUAGCGCAGUUAAAAUCUCAUCAACAUUUUUUGUAGAUGAGUAAACUAAUAAAAUAUAUCUCUUUCAAGUUUUUCUUAUUUCCAACUAAAUUCCUUGCCAAUCGAAAAUUUCUAGCUUGAGAGAAAUUGUGUGAUACUAUGCGGGGUCUCGUUUUUUAGUUUCUCUAAUUGUUCCGCAAUAAUGAUUUCAGAUUAAAUUGCAUCGUUUGUCCACUGGAUAUGUGGCAAGUAACUUUGCGACAGUGGAAUAUCCCUCUAAAGGAGCAACAAAAAAAACGUUUUCUUUCUCACCCUUAGAGGUUGCUUAGUUAAGGCUUCAAAUGUUGCGUGGUAUAUUGUGUGGAGCUUCCCAUCCUGUAUACUGCUCCAGGACUGCAAGGAGAGAAUAGUUUCCUUUAUGUGUUAAUUCUCAAGACACACUUUUGUUAGCAGUAUGAAUUGAGACCCAUUUUUCUCAUUGCAAGCACUCAAAGCAUCCUAUUGAUGAUCGGUUACGACAAUAGUUAGAUAUUUGGAGGAGCAAAAAUCGUUACAGUCCGUCCCCUUUUUAAUAAAAUGGCUGUCGCAGCAGUUAUCAUGAAGUCGCAGAUAAAUGACAGUCUUUUCGUUUUACAGAUAUCGAUGAUUGCAUCAGCGUUAAUUGUUCUGGCAAUGGUAACUGUAGUGACCGUGUGAAUGGCUACUUCUGUUUUUGUUUCCAUGGCUUCUUUGGAAUGAAUUGCGAAAAAGGUAAGGAAGAACAGACUGCUUUUAAAUAGUCAUUUAAGGUUGCUGAUAUCAGUUUCAACACCAUCUACAUGUGUCAGUCCUCCUACCCAAUACCGUUUAAUACUGUUCAGUUAAUUCAGUUGCAAUGGCUAUGAAUCCCGACAAGUUUUUCAUGGCUCUUUAUUCAUAACUUUUUAUUCAUCGUAUUCCAACUUUGUGAAUGGAUACGCUGACCAAGAGGACGCAUCCAGUCAGUUUCAACUAAAACCAAUAUAUUAUGCAAAGUCAGAAAGCUUCCAACAUAAACUGUAACACCUGUGUUGCCACUUUUGAUUUUUCCACUUUUAAUAGCCAUUGCAAAUGGAAUGAAUUGUUUUGAUAAUGCUACAGUCGCUUAUUUUGAAUUAACAGACAACUCUAGGCACAGUUUUACCGUUUUAACAACCUUGCAAUGUGCGAGGAGGGGCUCAGAGUCACGUUAAAUAUGAUUAUACCUGGUGACAACACGUUUGCUCCAAUUAUUUUAUUUUUAGAUGCUGAUAAAUGUUUUCCUGAACGGUGUGAAAACGACGGGACUUGCUAUCAUGACGGAGACUUGUUGAAAUGUAACUGUACUGCAGCGUAUGAAGGAGAAAGAUGCGAAUCAAGUAAGUACGUUUUAAAAAUCAAGCGUUUUUAAAGAUUAAGAAGUUAGGUUUUAGAUUCGUCUAUUAUUUGCAGUGAUCGCCUAUUUCAAUCUUCUCAUUCUUUAGUAUCUACAACCAGGGGUACCUUCCGGCAAGUGCCAACUAGGCGAAUUCGUUUAUCUUUUGUGCAAUGUGCCUAUUCAGAUUUUCGCGAUAUUUUUUUCACAAUUUUAGAGGUUUAAAAUGGAUUCCGCAAAAGAAAAGGAUGGCACCCAACUUCAAAACAACAACUUUGGCACAUUUAAGGCGUUCACUUUUAUUAAACAAUCACAACAUGGCUUGAAGCUUUGUUGGUAAAUAUGAGCAAGUUAGCACUUAUGUUUCUUGGAAAAUCCAUUGUAUCAAAACUGCAAACGUUAGAAAGAAAAAUAUGGUCUAAAUGAGACCUUUGACUGCUGUAUUAAAAAUAAUAAUUAAAGUCCGAGCAACAGCGUUAUCAGGGAUAAGAAAAAUAUUUCGCGUGGUAAACUACACUAAAAAAAAAUUGGUGUAAACUAAAAUGUGUGAAAAGCGCAGGAAUGGGGCGGAAUGAAUCUGAGGUAUAAAAAUAUAAACUUGAAUAAAAUACAAAGAUCUGAUGAGCGAGUGUCACAGGACAAAGAGUCUCUUGAAAGGCAUAAUAAUAUUCUUCAAAACAAAAGGUCUGCAAAUUCGGUGCAUUCCUCACGGGAGUUUUGGGUUGUCUCAAUGUAAAUCGAGCAGCAAAAAAACAUGCUGGUUGACAAAAUCCCCCGAAAGACAAAUUAGAUAAAUUCUAAAAAAAAUAAAAGGUCCGCAAAUACGUUGCAUUCCUCACGGGAGCUGAGGACUGGCUCAAUGUAUAUCGACCUGGGAAGAACACGCUGGUUCUGAUAAAAGUUUUGAGAAUAUAUCCCUAUGCCUUGAUCAACUACCGCUUAAAAUUCAAUUCACAAAGGAAAAGAGAACACUGGAACCCUGGUUCUGAGUCGUGAAGCGAACACGCUACCUCAAUGUAAAUCGAACUGCAAAGAACAAGCUGGUUCUUACAAAUAUUUGAGCGUAAAACCCUGUUCCUUGAUCAGCUGCUGCUUUAAACGCAAUUUAUAAAGCAAAUCAGGGCACUAAUUGUCCUUUCAAACUAGAAGUCGUAUUAAAAGCUUGCUCACCUGUUAGGUCCUCUUGAACAGACAACGAACAGCUGCACACUAAAUCACACAAUUAACCUCUCCACAAAAUAUCAUGACAUACCAUAAUGCUCUUUGUUUUUCACCCCAGAAAGUUGAAUAAGCAUUGUUUUCAGUUUCUCUUGGGGCCAUUUUAACUCCCAAGAGAAAACUGAAGACAAUGCUUAUGCAAAAUUUUGGGGGAAAAACAAACAGCAUUAUGGUAUGCUAUGAUACUUUCUGGAGUGGUCAAUUUCGGACCACGAGUUGUAAAUACAAGACCAUGACGUCACUACCCAAAUAUGGGGUCUUACUUACACCCAAAUAUGGCCAAAAAUGCAAAUUUUAGAGGGUUACGCAGAAUUUGAGAGUUUUUGCCUACAUUGCGCGCGUUAUAAUUCUGCCGUCGAGGCAACCUCGCUUCUUAGCUCGGUUGCGUCGUUGGCAACAACUAGGAAGUUAAUUAUUUUUCUUUUCUCUACUUUUCCUUUUUUUUUUAUAGAGAAGCCAUCUAUAACAUUCUCUGUCAUAAUGACGUUGAGAAGCAGACAAUAUAUAUCCGACUUUGCUGACCUAACCAAACCAACGACUCGUGCCAUCAUCGCAGACCUAACCGACAUAUUCACACCUUUCUUUAACAAAACAUUUCAGGACUUCCUUCAAGUAAUCUUCACAAGAUUUUCCCCGGGGAGUUUAGUGACAAACUUCGAUAUAUAUUUUGAGCCAACAGCGAAUGUUACAAAAACUAGUAUUAUCCAAGCACUGGAAAGAGGCAAUGGUACAAAAGACUUGCAAUUUGAAAUUUUGGACAAGAUUACAUUUGCCAGUGGAAACCCAGAUAAAGUGGAAACCCUUGAAACAACUGAAGAAGGUUUGAAAUCAGUUUCUAGUUGCUUAAAAUGUCAUUAAGGUUCGACCCAACAUGGUAUGGUCCUGGAAACCUAUACCUUAAAACCGCCUCUUUCUUUCGAGCAACUUCAUAAUUUUUACCCAACUUUCUUCGGCCAGUCGAGAGCUAGUGAAGCAUGCGGGCAAGUUAGACAUAUAUCUGGCUCCAGGUCAAUUAUUUCGAUGCUUGAAAACUUGAAACUGUCAUUAUUUUGUUUUGAUGCUUAAAAAUUUGCAUUCCUUUCUAGUUAUAGAGUUGUGCUUUAGCAGCCCUUUAUAGUUACAAAUUGUCAGAAACAUAAAGUAACGGAUCGAAAUUCUAGGAUCAUGGGUGCAGCAGAUAAAGGCACCUUCUAAUAGAAGGUUUAUGGUGUUCAGUCUCCUUAGGUGUUUGACGUGUUUACAUUUAUUAUGGUUGGACUUUUGUCUUAAAUGAAUCACGACGGAAUUUUUUGGCUUAAAAUGAAUGGACAGAAAGUGUUAAAUUUUGAAGGUAUACCAAGAGAAGAUGUUCUUUUUAACAGAUUCUUCUUCGUCGAAGCUUGCAACCUGGAUCCUGGUUUUGAUCAUAGCCGGAGUCAUUUUCUUCAUCCUUCUUUUGAUUCUCAUAGUUUUGUUUGUAAGUAUCAAUAAAUGUUUAUAGUAAGUUGAUAAAGGACUUGUCAAGUUUGUCAACUAUUUCUGGUUUACAGCUCAGGUGUUAGCCAUAUGGCGGCCAUGUUAGUUGACAAAGUGUUGUUUGAAUGUAAAUAGUUUGAUAAAACGGUGAAUUUACAUGAUAUACUAGUUGCUGGUACCGCGUAAGCUAUUGUAGCUUCUUCACUUAUAAGGCAAACCUGGCGUUUGUCAAAACAAUUCGCGUAAAACAAUUCUCUCUCUUGUUGUAGGUGUUAUACAGACGUAAAGAUAACCAGGACCCAAAGAGACGAAGACGAAGUGAGAUGGUAGUUAUUGAU
Molecule: messenger RNA, 12539 nt
Organism: Porites lobata
Lineage: Eukaryota; Metazoa; Cnidaria; Anthozoa; Scleractinia; Poritidae
Source: the annotation of a GenBank genome assembly